This is a messenger RNA of Trematosphaeria pertusa, 1129 nucleotides long. RefSeq lists its product as uncharacterized. The record is from RefSeq and is a predicted model, not a curated record. The coding region runs from base 250 to 936 and encodes 228 amino acids. NCBI's taxonomy places the organism in Eukaryota, Fungi, Ascomycota, Dothideomycetes, Pleosporales, Trematosphaeriaceae. The transcript has a single exon.
CCUUGCACGGCAUGCGUCAAAAAAUGACUGACAAGCAAUUACAGAUAUGCUGCUUAUGGACUUCCUAGUAAGGGACGGAUCAUGUUUCAGUUGAGCCUCAUCUCGAGAUGGCUCCUCGACCAUCGUCCGGAAGCUUUGGUCCACGGCCCUUUAUCAUUGCGCAAUACUACCUGCCGAGGGAGCGCACGUCCAAGGUUCUUCCUAAAGGACCGGGCCGACGAUUGAAAGCUGGGGAAAGUACUGGCCGCCAUGGCUCGUGGAAGCCACAGCACGUUCACCCUCCGCUGCACGAGAUGUCUAGCGCAGCUAUUGUCAGCCUGGGGUCCGAGCAUCUCAAUCCGUAAGAAACAAUAUGGGCCAACCAUUAUCGUCAAGCAGAUAUCGCUUGGGGUAUCGCCUGCAGCGUCACUAUCACUCCCAACGCGAGCGGCUGGGACACGGUCCCACGAAGUGGUUCCCAGCUGCAUGCAGAGGGAGCAGCUCCACACCCACCCGCCCCGCGACAAGACAUCGCAGCUCCCAGUUCAGCCAGCCACCAGAUUCUGUAAGCGAAGGGAUUAUGUUUCCGUUUCAUUUUGCCACGGACGUCGGAGCGGAUGCACCAGCCCCUCCAAUUCUUCCCCGUCCAGAUUGCGCAAUCAGGACCCAUCUGCCGAUAAAACCGUAGCCUCGGGAUACGGCUUCUUCCGCGGCCAUUGCGCUUUCGAGUACUUGUCAGCGUUUCUAAACGUUUGUCAAAGCCCUUGUUCUCCGAAACCCGGCGUGGCGGACUCAAACUUCAGUCGAAUGGUGUGGGAGGCUAGUCGAACAUUACUUCCCCCUCCCGGCUCAUGUCUCCAUCUGCUUGAUUUAGGAUUCAACCACUAUUUCCAAUGUUUGCGACGUUCGUACCAGAGAACUGUGCAAUCGCGGAUCGAGGAUAAUGUACAGAUCUAAACUUGCGUCUGGUCAAGCGAUACCGCGCAAUUGCUGCACUCUCGAGGCUGCUAAAGGAGUGGUCCACCCGCGGUACCACGCAGAGUCGCUGGCCCAUGAGGGCAUGGGGUUGCGGCAAGCGUCGGGACGAACAGGCGCUGCCGGUUGCCAAGUCAAUCAUGGGUUGCAAACUUUGGUUGCAGCAUCGAUGUUC